CUGACCGCAAUGGACACUGCUUUACCCCCAGUUCUCUCUGCUGACCUAAGGCCGCUCCGUGACUCAUAAACUGGCCUGGCGUGACAAUGCUGCCGAGUGUCACUGCAAACCCAGGCUGGGGUGUGGGAGCCCCUGAAGAGCGGCCAGGGCUCUCCAUGGGUCUGGCUCAGUGGGAGGCACCGGGCAGAGCUCACGGGGUGGAGCAGGAGGGCUGGAGCCCAGAGGCUCCAUCUCAGAGACCCUGGCCUGCCCUGUAGGAAGAGUGGGGCCCCCUGGGGGGCUGGCACUUUGAGGGGGGAGGGAUAGCUCAGAGCUUUAAGCAUUGGCCUGCUAAACCCAGGGUUGUUAGUUCAAUCCUUGAGAGGGCCAUUUGGGGAUUUAGUUGGGGAUUGGUCCUGCUUUGAGCAGGGGGUUGGACUAGAUGACCUCCUGAGGUCCCUUCCAACUCUAAUAAUCUAUGAGGGCUCCUCCAAGGGGCAGCGUAAAAGCUGGGGCCCAGCACCGAUCCUGGGGAACCGGGACAUCCCCGGACUCUGACCCCUGUAUCUUGGCAGGUCUACGGCACGGUGAUGCAUGUGAACCGCGGGAACCCGGCUGGCCAGGAGGUGCUGGUGGAUUCAUGGCCAGAGUUCAAAAUGGUCCUCACCCGGCCACGCAGAGAAUGUCCCCCCUGCAGGUGGCGCGGGACCCAAGUGAUUUUUUCACCAACUUGCACACGGCAUUUUACCGGGACGAGGGCGCCUGCCGGGCCCUGCUGGGGAACAGCCGCGCCAUCGACUGGGACCAGGCCUUCCAGAUACAGGGGCUGCAGGACGGGGUAUACGAGAACAUCAGGGACAUUGCCAGGGCCAGGGGGCUUGAGAUGGAGACGUAUCCGCACCGGCCACUGCUGCACCCAGACCCACCUGCCAUGCCCCAGUACCGGCCUGACAAGGGGCUCAGGCUGGCCCCCGUGUCCCCCGCCCACGCCAUGCUGCUCAGAGACACCUGGUUGUUUGGGGGGAACAGUUGGAGCCUGCGCUACCUGAGCCACCUGAUCCGCCACUUCCCCAACGCCUGCCUGCUGGACCCUGAGGGGACCCCCAUCUCCUGGUCCCUCACCGACCCACUGGCUGCCCUAACACAUGGUUACACCCUCCCGGAGCAUCGUGGCCAGCACCACACGAGGCCCGUGGUGGGGAUGCUGGCAACACAGUUGCAUGCCCGCGGCUUCCCUGUUUACACCCGGGUGCUGCCUCACAACGAGCCUUCGCUGCACGCCCUGCAACGCCUCGGCUUCCGCAUCCUGCCUGGGGUGUUCUACCUGCUGGUGGUGAGGCCCGGGUUCGCCCAGUCCCAGCCAGCCAGUGCCCUGGACUCGGCCCAGGACCCUGCGCCCAGCUCUGGGGAAGGGCCACGCACCCAAUAGCACGUAGCAUGGGGGGAGGGGAGAGGCGGAGAAGGGGACAUGGCCUAGGGACCUGCGCCCAGCUCUGGGGGACAGCCACGCUCUGCCAGCACAUAGCCCUGGGGGAGGGGAGGAGACGGGGACAUGGCCCAGCCAUGCCCAGGGACCUGCCACCCCCAUGAAGGGGACACACUGACCAGGCACCAGGGGAGCUCAGCUGUCAGCCCUUGGGAAGCCGGGGCCUGGUAGAGGAGACUCUCUCAUGCUCCAUUAUCCCCUGGAGCAGGGCAGAGGCUCAGUAGGGGGCGCUGUCCCCUAGCAGUCAGGGCUCAGCAGGGGGCGCUCUCCGCUCACAGUGCUGCCCCCGUGCCCUGUGCUGUGGGCUCAGCAGGGGGGCUCUUGCAUGUCUGCCCAGUGGGUGCCAAAGGGUUAAAAAGCUGCUCCUGGGGCAGAGCAGGGACAGGAGGGGGGUGUCACAUGGCUGGGGGGCAGGACCUGGGCGAUCAGGAUCAAAACCAGACCAACGGAGGCUCCACAAAGAAGAAGAGUUGGGCUUUGGUGGGACUCAGGAGCUCCCAGCUGGGACUGAAAGAGAUGGAGACAGGAUCCAGUUUUGGCUCUUCAGCAGCUCGGCUGGGUGGGGCCCUGGCCUGUGUCUUCACCUUCACUUCUCUCUGCGGCCCCAGGGACCUCCCAGGCCGGGUUCCCGGGGACCAAUAAACCGUGUGCUGUGUGAAAAAGGCUUUGGGAUGUCACUGCAAACACUGGCUGGGGGUCACUGGUCCCCACAGAGCAGCCAGGUCUCUCCAGGAGUCUGGCUCAGUGCAACGUGCCGGGCAGAGCUCGUGGGGUGAAGCAGGAGGGCCGGAGCCAUGUGCUUGGGCCUGGAGGAAGAGAGAGUCCCCUUGGGGGGCUGGCACGUCACAGGGUUCCUCCAAGGACUGGUUUAAAAGCUGGGGCGUAGCACUGAUCCUGGGGAGCCACGACAGGGAGCAGCGCUGUGGGUCCCAGCCGGGGGCACCAGGCCAGUGUGGGGUGUCUCCUUCACAGCCAGAACCAACAGCAGAGAAGGGCGGGCACAUCUGCAGAUGUGGGGUAGAGGCAGCCCUGCCCCCAGCCAGGGAGCAGCCCCACCAGGGCACAAUGCACCUCCCCCCACCCCCCCAGCCAGCCUGCGUUGCCCCAGGACUUUGACUCUCAGACUUGCACAGUCUCCAUUUCCCAAGAUUGAAUCGUUAUUUAAAGAACUAUAGAAAUCACCACUCCCAUCAUUCAGUGCAUCUGGCCCAGCCUCUGGCCCGGCCCCGGGCCCCUCGCCCAGCUCCGGCCUCAGCGGAACCGCGUCUCCUCCCACACGUACAGCUUCCCCGCAGGCACCUUCCGGAAAAACAGGCUGUUGCCUCGGCUCAUGUUCCCCUGCACGGAGAGGAGAGGAGACGGCUGUCAGGGUGCCCUGCCCUGCCCUGCCUUGGGCAGCUUCCCUCUGCCUGUCACCCAGGCCCCAGUCUGCCAAGCCCUCCCCCCCG
Molecule: messenger RNA, 2913 nt
Organism: Mauremys mutica (yellowpond turtle)
Lineage: Eukaryota; Metazoa; Chordata; Testudines; Geoemydidae
Product: glycine N-acyltransferase-like protein 3
Exons: 4
Coding region: 458-1408 (316 amino acids)
Cellular component (GO): mitochondrion
Molecular function (GO): glycine N-acyltransferase activity
Source: RefSeq, a predicted model, not a curated record